This is a messenger RNA of Drosophila rhopaloa, 4017 nucleotides long. It is a transcript of the gene Atg1, whose product is annotated as serine/threonine-protein kinase unc-51. The record is from RefSeq and is a predicted model, not a curated record. NCBI's taxonomy places the organism in Eukaryota, Metazoa, Arthropoda, Insecta, Diptera, Drosophilidae. Gene Ontology annotation, molecular function: ATP binding; protein serine/threonine kinase activity. Gene Ontology annotation, cellular component: cytoplasm; autophagosome. Gene Ontology annotation, biological process: protein autophosphorylation; autophagy; axon extension.
CUAGCCAACCCCACCACCACCACCUCGCUUAGUUGUGUUUUCGUCUUGCCUUUUUCCACUAGUCUCUCUCGCGAAGUAGUUGGAAAAUUGAGAUUUGCAAAGUUUUCGCUGGGACCAAAAGGACAAAUUUUCUUACAACCGAAAGGAAAUCAUACAGUGCGUGCUUGCGAGUGUGUGUGCCAUCAAUCCUGUCGUGUGUGUGCGUGUAUGUAUGCAAGUGUGGGACCCCAAAUUAAAAGCAAUACCACACUAAAAAAAACCGACACAAUCACACACGGAAAAGAACAGUUUAAUUCAAUUACAAGUAAAAUUAAAGUGAGUGCGCGAUAAUUGUCAACUGGCCAGGUGGACAGCAAAAUAAACGGAGGUGUUACGUGAAAAACCAGAGAUCGUCGAGGGCUAAAAAAUCCUUUUAGUGGCUGGCUGAAAGGAAAGAAAUUGAUUUUCCAUUUUCCACAAUUGCAAUUGGAAGCAGAGAAGGAAAGAACAAGUGUGUGUGUGUGAGAGCGAGGGGGUGUCCGAGUGAAAGAGAGAGCGGGCGACGGAGAGAGCAGCACUUCCAGGCGUCGCAUCCUCCUCCUUGUUAAAUUGUCGCAUGCAAUGAAUAUUGUCGGGGAAUAUGAAUAUAGCUCCAAGGAUAUGCUGGGCCACGGCGCCUUUGCCGUCGUCUACAAAGGACGUCAUCGCAAGAAACACAUGCCAGUGGCCAUUAAGUGCAUCACGAAGAAGGGACAACUGAAGACGCAGAAUCUGCUGGGAAAGGAGAUCAAGAUCCUGAAGGAGCUCACCGAACUUCACCAUGAAAAUGUGGUGGCUCUGCUGGACUGCAAGGAGUCCCAGGAUUGCGUCAGCCUGGUUAUGGAGUACUGCAAUGGUGGCGACUUGGCGGAUUAUCUGAGUGUUAAGGGAACGCUGAGCGAGGAUACCGUCAGACUCUUUCUCGUGCAACUAGCUGGUGCUAUGAAAGCACUUUAUACCAAAGGAAUUGUGCAUCGUGAUCUCAAGCCACAAAACAUUUUGCUAUCGCACAAUUAUGGCAAAAUAUUGCCAGCUCCAUCGAAAAUAACCCUGAAAAUUGCCGAUUUUGGGUUUGCUCGUUUUCUGAACGAGGGCGCCAUGGCAGCCACUCUGUGCGGCUCUCCCAUGUAUAUGGCUCCCGAGGUGAUCAUGUCGCUGCAGUACGACUCCAAGGCGGAUCUCUGGUCGCUGGGAACGAUUGUCUACCAAUGUUUGACUGGCAAGGCGCCAUUCUAUGCACAAACGCCCAACGAACUAAAGUUCUACUACGAGCAGAAUGCAGACCUGGCGCCAAAAAUUCCAAGUGGCGUGUCACCGGAGCUGAAGGAUCUGCUGUUGUGCCUCCUGCGUCGCAACGCCAAGGACCGCAUCUCGUACGAGAGCUUCUUUGUGCACCGCUUCCUUCAGGGCAAGAAGGCGGCCGCGUCGCCAGUUGACAUGCCACCGCUGGGCGGAACCCCGCCUGCCAAGGCCAAGAGUCCCUUGCAGCAGCAGCUGGAGCAGGAACUGCAGCUCUUCAAGCUGGCCGAGCAGCAGCAGAAGGAGCGCGAGGAGCUGGAGGCCCAGGAGGAGGAGAAUACUGUUUCCGUGGUGGCCAAUCCGGCCAUUUGUGCCACCAUUACCAACGUGGGUGUGCUGUGCGAUAGCGAGAACAACAGCGGAUCGUGCAGUUCCCACGAGGACUCAGAUGACUUUGUGUUGGUUCCCAAGAAUCUUCCCGAGGAUCAGCGCCAGGGAUUGGCCCAGGCCCAGGCCCAGCCCGCUUCCGGUGGCCAGCGUCCACAGCCGCAACAGAAUCAAUCCAGUCCGCCGCGCCCCAGCAGUCUGCCCAUCUCGGAACCCAAACCAGUGCCGGCACCAGCUCGUCGCCAGGUGGCUAACAAUCCGGCCAGCUCUCCAGCCAGGCAGGGUUCCGGACCGCUGACGGUGGCCACUUUGGGAGGCCAGCAGAUACCCCGAUCGCAGCCCAUUAGCGUGAAGCAACCGCGACCGGAUCAGCGCAAGAGCAGUGUGAGCAGUGACAUCAACUCGAUCUCGCCGCCGGCGGUGCAGUUUGCGAUUGGAACGCCGCCCACGCGGAUGCGUUCUGCCUCGGGAGGAUCUCUGUCGGAGACACCGCCGCCGCAUGCACCGAGCACCUGGCAAGUAUCGCCGGGACACUCGCAAUCGCCAUUGCGAAGGAGUGGCAACAGCUCCCCUGUUUUGCCGUCCGCAGCGCUUACAAAGCUACCCACUUUGGGCAGUCCCACUAUGCUGGUGGCUCCAGGUUCCCUGGGAUCGAUUGGCUCGGCGGGCAGCGGAUCGGAGAACAAUAACCAGCAUCAUAUGCUGGGACCGCGAGCCUUUACGCUGCCCGAACUGGGGGCCACUGGUGGGCUACACAGUCUGCUGGACACAGGUGUCGGCGGUGGUGGGGAACAUCAUGCAUUCCAGGCCCCAGAGCUUUCGGAGGAGACGCUGAUGGAUCGCGAGCACAACGAGACUCUGUCCAAGCUGAACUUUGUGCUGGCCCUCACCGACUGCAUCCAGGAGGUGGCCGACUCGCGGUGUGCUCCGCUCUCCACGCUCAUGGUGGCCGGCAGUCAGUCGGCGGCAGCAGCUGCGGCGGCGGAUGCCCAGCAGAUACCGCCACACGCUCCGGAGCACUGCAAGCGGGCAGAGCGCCUGGUGCUGCUCGUCCGAGGACUGCAGCUCCUCUCGUCCGGCAUGAAUCUGGCCUCCCAGCAGUUGCGCAAUGGCCAGCUGAAGCCGUCGUCCAAUGUGAAGAAUGCUUUGCUCACCAUGAACGCCAAAUACCGGAGCAUGCUGUUCGAAUCGAAGCGACUCAAUGGCAGCGGUCUGUUGCAGAAAGCGAAUGCAUUUAAUAUUACGGCGGACAAGAUUCUGUACGACUAUGCUCUAGAUAUGUGUCAAGCGGCUGCUUUGGAUGAACUAUUAAAGAACACCAAGAAUUGCUUUGAGCGCUACAACACCGCUCAUAUUCUGCUGCAUUCAUUGGUACAAAAGUGCAAUCAUCCGCAGGACAAAAUGCUGCUGAACAAAUAUCGCGAUGCCGUUGAGAAGCGUUUGAGCAUAUUGCAGCAGCAUGGCUACAUAUAUGUAACCGAUGAGAAUGCUUAAGUAUUCGGGGCAGAAAGAGCUUUAUUCCAACCAUGAAACACCGGCAAUCUUCACAACAUCAACAACAUUUCCUUAAGUUAUUCACCGUUUCGUUGGGAGUGCAAACAUGUGAUUGAAACAAAAACUACACUAUCCAUACAUAGACAUACCGACAAAUAAUUUAACCACCACCCACAAAUCGUUUCUGGCGUUCUCAGACCCCAAAAAAACUGUCCAAUGUAAAUAGUUUGAGCUAUGCAGAUGUAUGUAGUUUUUGUUUUUCUAUAUAAUUUUCAGCCCUUGCGGCACCCAUAAUUGUUAAAGCUUAUAUUGAGUGCAGAAGCAACAUGAAUAAGGGCAGAUAAGAGUCCAUAUAGUUGUAAGAUAACAAUAAUAUAAUAUAUAUAUGUUUACAUAUAUAUAUAUACAACACGAAAGCUAACUAAGCAAACCACAUUACAUAACGUAAAGGGCAAUAUGCAAGCCAAACUCAGUUUAAUUCUAUGUUUUAAGAAAGAAGCUGCAGAACCCAGAUCCAUAUAUCAUGUGCUAGAAUUUUCCCCGUAGUUUUAAUGCCUAUUUUCUUAUUUAACAAUCUAAUAUUCCCUCUAUUAUAAUAUUACAAACAUACCAUACAAUAUUUAUGGCUGCACUACACAAACAUGUUUACAAUGUGCUAUGUUCAUAGUUUUUAGUUAGGUCUUUUCUAAAACAACUUUAAAGAGGUAUUUAAUUUUAUGACGAAGUUUAUAUUUUAAAGAAACUUUUUAAGUUUUUCUACAACCGAAGCCCACAAAACUUUCGAAAAAAUCUAUAUAUGUAUAUGGUAUACAAAAGAGAGAAACACAUAAGAGUGUAUAAAAAGGAAAAUAAAAUAUCGAUUUGAACUAAUAAAAAGUA